Molecule: messenger RNA, 4311 nt
Organism: Strigops habroptila (Kakapo)
Lineage: Eukaryota; Metazoa; Chordata; Aves; Psittaciformes; Psittacidae
Gene: PACSIN1
Product: protein kinase C and casein kinase substrate in neurons 1
Exons: 10
Coding region: 219-1556 (445 amino acids)
Biological process (GO): cytoskeleton organization; positive regulation of dendrite development; plasma membrane tubulation
Cellular component (GO): endosome; cytoplasm; plasma membrane
Molecular function (GO): phospholipid binding; protein binding
Source: RefSeq, a predicted model, not a curated record
CGAUUGGUUGGCUAAAAAUGCUUCCCUAAUCUCCAUGCUGAUCUUUACCCCCCUCCUCCCCAUCUGCCGUGACCUUCCUACCGAUGUGCAGAGCCAGCCCCGGCGAGAGGCAGCCAGCCCCGCUCUGCCGCGUUCCCCACGUCCAAAGUGCAUGAGGCUGGUGUUUGCCCGAGAGCCACCCAGUGCCCGCACGGACACCCCAGGCAGCACCAGGAGCCAUGUCGGGUUCCUAUGACGAGUCAGCGGCGGCCGCAGAGGAAACGACCGACAGCUUCUGGGAGGUGGGGAACUACAAGCGCACAGUGAAGCGGAUCGAUGAUGGGCACCGUCUCUGCAAUGACCUCAUGAACUGCGUGCAUGAGCGGGCCAAGAUUGAGAAGUCCUACGCGCAGCAGCUCACCGACUGGUCCAAACGGUGGAGGCAGCUCAUCGAGAAAGGUCCCCAGUACGGCAGCCUGGAGAAGGCAUGGGGUGCCAUCAUGACGGAGGCAGACAAGGUGAGUGAGCUGCACCAGGACGUGAAGAACAGCCUGCUGAAUGAUGACUUCGAGAAGGUCAAGAACUGGCAGAAGGAUGCCUACCACAAGCAGAUCAUGGGAGGCUUCAAGGAGGCCAAAGAGGCUGAGGAUGGCUUCAGGAAAGCCCAGAAGCCCUGGGCCAAGAAGCUCAAGGAGCUGGAGACAGCCAAGAAAGCCUACCACCUAGCAUGUAAGGAGGAGAAGCUGGCCAUGACCCGGGAAGCCAACAGCAAGGCAGAUCAGUCCAACACCCCCGAGCAGCAGAAGAAGCUCCAGGACAAAGUAGAAAAGUGCAAGCAGGAUGUGCAAAAGACUCAGGAGAAGUAUGAGAAGGUGCUGGAUGAGCUGAAUAAGUGCACCCCGCAGUACAUCGAGAGCAUGGAGCAAGUCUUCGAGCAGUGCCAGCAGUUUGAGGAGAAGAGGCUCAACUUCCUCAAGGAAGUGCUCCUGGACAUCAAGAGGCACCUGAACCUGGCUGAGAGCAGCAGCUAUGCCAACGUCUACCGGGAGCUGGAGCAAACCAUCCGCCUCUCGGACGCGCAGGAGGAUCUCCGGUGGUUCCGCAGCACCAGUGGCCCCGGGAUGCCCAUGAACUGGCCACAGUUUGAGGAGUGGAACCCGGACCUGACGCACACGAUAACGCGAAAGGAGAAGCAGAAGAAGGGCGAGGGGGUGACCCUGACCAAUGCCGGCAGCGCGGGCGAGAGCGGGGCGCCGGCGGGCGAGCGCGGGAGUGUAAGCAGCCAUGACCGCGGGCAGACCUACAGCGCUGAGUGGUCCGACGAUGAAGGCAGCAACUCCUUCAACACCAGCGAGGCCAAUGGUGGCACCAACCCCUUCGACGAGGAGUCGGUGGGGAAGGGUGUGCGGGUGCGGGCUCUGUACGACUACGAUGGGCAGGAGCAGGAUGAGCUCAGCUUCAAAGCAGGUGAUGAAUUAACCAAACUUGGUGAAGAAGACGAGCAAGGAUGGUGCAAAGGGCGCUUGGACAACGGGCAGCUAGGUCUCUACCCCGCCAACUACGUGGAGGCAAUCUAAGUCUUGUGGUGUGCUCCUUGUCGCCGUCAGCAGAUAAAUCCACCCUCCAUUGUCUCCAUCGCUCCACCAACCAGCCAUGUUGCUGUCUGGUCCUUCACUCCUCACAGUUAGAGAUUUCAAACAUAUUUUCCGACCAAGCUUUUAUUUUUUUAAGAGUUGUCUCUGAAGAGUAUUUUGCAUAGUCGCUUUCUUCUUCUUCUAAGAUAACGUGAAGCGAAAGAUGAUGUCGUCUGUUCGUCUGCGUUAGUUGAUCUUUUUUCUGAACAAAAAGCCGAUACCUCAAGAUCUUAAAUCCCAACCAGUGAGAGCGCUCCUGACCGGUUGGUUUUUAAAGAUACUGAAAUCAUGAGCCGCCUUCUGAUUGGCUGGAACUGUUCCGAAAUGCACAGCGCUGAAGCUCCUGGGACUAAUCAAAUUCAUCCCAAAACCCCAAGAUGGAUUGGAGACUGACUCCAUGCUUCGGGUGUUUCCACGUUCUUCUCCCCAGUUCAUCCUCCCUCCCCAAAGAAAGGGAACGAACAUCGCCUCCGGCCCUGCAGCCACCCGGCCCCAUCCGCAGGCAGGUCCCUGCUCCUGGGCAGGGCUGACGGCAGAUUCAGAUGCCCAGAUAAGGUGGGACCAGCCCUGCCAUGGAGCUUGGUGGCAUCUCCUCAGCUUCCUCCUCCUCCUUGUGGCCGGGUUGUCGAGCCGAUGCCCCACGUGUGCUGCAGAGAGCAGCAUCACCCUUCGUGAGGGCAGUUAUCCAGCGCACACUGGCUCCGGCUGGGAUGGCCGUAAGAUCCACCUCUGUUCGCAGAAGGACCCACCUGGAGAAGGACCCACUGCAGAUCAAUGCUGCUGGAAGCACCUUCACACCCAGCCUGGGCUGGUGGGGAUCGGCUUGGAUGCUGCUGGGGACAGUCCCCAUCCACCCCCUUCCUGAAGAGAGGCAGGAGCAGAGCAGGGAUGAAGGAUAAGCAACGUCCAGCCUUGCACAGUGCCAGCAGGAGCUGCAGCACCCAGAGGAUGAGAAGGCUAGGUGCAGGCAGCAGACCCCAGUCUGGGCAGCAAAGCAGCUGCCUGGUGAAGAUGGUUGAAAACAAGACAUGCCAAAAGGGGAACGGAUGCAAGCUUUGCCCUUUGCUUCUCCCCAAAGGGCUCUAACCCUCCUGCACUUGGGUUCUGCAACCGGCCGUGGCAUGGAUAGGAGCCCCUCAGCACCCAGGGCUGCUGCCACCCAGCACAGUCACCCCGACCCCUCUGCCCCAGGCAUGUUUGCUAUCCCGAGCUCUUCCCUACAGAUCAUCUCUCUUUUUUUUUCCCCAUACCAUCCACCCUUAGCAGCAUCAACGCCCUCAUCUUCCUGCACACUCCUCCCGCUCCUCUCCUGCCCUCUCUGUUGGUUUGUGAAUUUUUUGGCCCCAGGGAUCAAGUGUUCUCAGGAGGCAGGAUUUGCACCAUGUGUUGGGCACGGUGGGCGAGAGCCGCGCUGCCCCUCGCCCCUGCCAGGUAUGCAACCGUGAGAGCAGAAACCACAAAAAACAGUCAGAAAAAACCCAACCAACCACCUGUCUCAGCAAUGCACCCCAGUUUUUUGUACAUUGAUUGUGUAAUUUAAGAAGUAUAUAUAUAAUAUAUAUAUAUAUCGUGAUUGUAGUACCGUGGAUACAACAACAAAAAGCAGCAAGCGAAAAUAACUGAGCUCUGUCAGCGUCCUUCGGGUCUGGGUCCUCGUGUGCCUCCGUGCGCCAGUCUUGCCCCCAUGGAGGAGGCUGUUGGGGUUAUGGACCCCCCACACCCUGGGGAGCCACAGUUGCAGGGAAACCCCCACCCAGAGGCUUUGGGGUGCAGUGGGAUGGGGACUGGGGUGUAGUACCAAGGGACUGAGAAGGGGAGGAGCAGCUACCGCCUUUGGGGACUCCCCUGCCAACAAGCCAGGCAAAGCCUUGUGAAAGCCACAGGGUAAGUCAAAGAUAAAGCAGUUUCUGGGGUUGUUCCCAAACCAGCAAAGCAGCAGCCCCCAGCCCAGCAGUACCCGGGCAGGGGGAGACAGGGAAGCCCUGGCACAGCGAGUUGGUGCUGGCAGAGGUGACAGAGCCUCUUGGGAUCCCUGUGAGUCUUGAAACCUUGGGAAAAAUGACCUGUCCAUUGGCCAGGACAGACCCAUGGACAAGGGGGACAGGGUGGUGAGAGCAGGACCCUAUGGGUUAUGGGGGUACUCCCUGGGCUCUUGAUGGAGAGGGGCCAGAGAAAAGGGAUUUAUUUCCCCUUGUUUAAGGGCCGGAGCUGCAAGAGGUUUGGUGAGAAACCCUGAGUCCGGCGGCACUGGCUGCGCACCCUGCUGCAGUGGGAUCUGCUGUGCCAGGUCCCCACAUCCCCACGUUCACCCUCCCCAGCUGGCAGCAGCUCGCCCCCCUUCCUGCUCACCUUCCUCAUAGUGAAACACAGCCAAAGGACCUGUGACAGAGACAUGAGAUUUGGGGCACCAGCACCGCCAGCGCAUCCUCCUGGUGCUUCCCGCACUGGCUGCAGGAGCAUCGGUUGCACACAGGAAAUCAUAAGACACAUUUUUCCAGAGGCCAAGGCAGUUUUCCUCCUUGCUCUGUUCCUCUCCUCCCUUCAGUGCCCUCCAUCCCUCCAGCUGGGAUGCUUGCAAGGCUGGAGGAAGCGUGUCUGCUUCUUUGCCAUGUAAACAGUAUGAAACAGGCAGAACAAACCCCAAAAGGCAGGAGCCAUCACUGGCAGCUAUUUUAAAUUAAAAACAAAACACCAAGAA